ACUUAAUCUUCACACUAAAACCAGAAAGAACAGAAAACAAAACACACUUGCUCUGUUGCUCUCUGUCUCUCCUCUCUUUUCUUAUCUCCGACCAUGGACUCAGCUAAAAAAACUAUGAAAGAUGAAAAGGAUAUUGACGAGGGAGCUUAUGUGGUCGGUGAGGAGGAGACACCAACAGGGCUUCUGAGAGAACUAAUGCCGAGACAUGUGUCAUUGUUAAUGGAUGGAAGCUAUAGAUGGGCCCAACAGGCCGGAUUGCUGAUGUCACAAGGCCAUGACGCCGGAGCCAAACGGCUUACAGAGUGUGCUGUACUCUGCUUCAAACUAGGGAUAGAAACAGUGUCAGCUUUUGCUUUCUCCACUGAGAAUUGGGGAAGAGACAAGAUCGAAGUUGAAAGCUUGAUGUCUUUGUUCCAACGAUACCUCAAGUCAAACAUCCAAUUUUUCCAAAGCGAGGAAAUACGACUUUCUGUUAUUGGGAAUCUUGUAAAAGUCCCGGAAUCUCUCCUCGGAGCAAUAAAAGAGACAGAGGAAGCUACAAAGAGCUACAAGAAGAAGCAUCUCAUCUUGGUCAUAGAUUACAGCGGGAGAUUUGACAUCUUGCGCGCUUGCAAGAGCAUUGUGAAGAAAUCACAACAAGGUUUGAUCCGAGAGGAAGACGUGGACGAGACGUUGUUCGAGCAGGAGCUUCUGACAAAGUGUACCGAGUUCCCAAGUCCAGAUUUCUUGAUUAGGACAAGUGGGGAACAGAGGAUAAGUAACUUCUUCUUGUGGCAGCUCGCUUAUACCGAGUUCUUCUUCUCACCGGUUCUUUGGCCUGAUUUUGACAAGGAUAGGCUUAUAGAGGCCUUGAUUUCGUAUCAACGCAGGGAAAGACGAUUUGGCUUACGGAUUUGAUCACAUGUGAUCCUAUGUUUACUUGAAAUAAGGUUGCCAUGUGAUCCAGUAUGCCCCUCUGUUCACUUUUUCUUUGUGCACUGUUUUUUUUUUCUUUUUAUUUGUUGAAAUGUGUACUCUGUUUUAUGUUAUGAUGCUUGGAAUGAAAGACAAUAUUAUUUUGAGUUGCU
Raphanus sativus (radish) is the source of this 1067-nucleotide messenger RNA. Its product is annotated as dehydrodolichyl diphosphate synthase 4-like. Gene Ontology annotation, biological process: plastid membrane organization; response to cold; polyprenol biosynthetic process. The coding region runs from base 94 to 897 and encodes 267 amino acids. Lineage: Eukaryota; Viridiplantae; Streptophyta; Magnoliopsida; Brassicales; Brassicaceae. Gene Ontology annotation, cellular component: chloroplast stroma. The record is from RefSeq and is a predicted model, not a curated record. The transcript has 4 exons.